Messenger RNA from [Candida] anglica, 2325 nucleotides. The record is from the annotation of a GenBank genome assembly. Lineage: Eukaryota; Fungi; Ascomycota; Pichiomycetes; Serinales; Debaryomycetaceae.
UUAAGAAUGUCUAUUGCUGAUCUUCUUACUCCAUACAAGUCACAGGUUGGAGAGAUUGCAACUGAAAUUGAUAACUAUUCACUUUCAGUAAAUGAAUUAGAAGUACGACAUGAUCCAGACUUUAAGGCAACCGAAACAACUAAAACCAUCAAAAACGAUGACCAAGAAGAGGUAAACGUUAAGAGCCUAUCAUUAGCUCAAUUGAAUGCAAAGGCAAAGGGACUUGACCUGAAUUUGAAUCUGCUCAAUAAACUUUGGCUCAUCCGUGGUUUAUUGAAAGAAAUUGAAUUAACUUUAAGUCCCCCAGGAUCAGCAAUUGAUUAUCUUUGUGGUAGUAGUGAAUUGGAAUCUGUUUUCUUCAAUUUAGAAAAGCUUGAAUUGAAACUUUCACAAUUUAGAGAGUCAUACCCUUCAGCUCUAAUCGUUGAUACUUUGUAUCAACAUCAUGCAAAGCUUUAUAAUGAAGGUAUACAGCAAAUUGAAAGCCUUUUCCAUUUAUUUUUCCCUAAUUCACAAACUUUUGUUAACCCAAUCAUUGUUAAUGGAUUUGAAUUUGAAUAUAAUGGUGAAUUUGUGGGUGUGUUUAAGAAUUAUUCUAACCUUGAUACCACAAACCAAUCAGUUAUAUCCAAUUUGAUUCAUACAAAGCAAUUCGUAUGGGAUAAAGAAUUAUUGGAUCCCUUUUUAAUAAAUAAUAAAUCUCAAUUGGAAUUAGUACAGGAUAUAAAAGAGACAAGCGAAGGUACUAGUUACAUUUAUAAAUUGACUCCAAGUUCAAGUUCAAUCUCUUCUAAAGAUUUCUUUGAUUUGCUGUAUUUUGAUUCACUUACAAACUUUAUUAGAUUUAUUAAUUUGUUUCAAGAUCAAUCUUUACAAAACUUUUAUCUGUCCAAGAUAUCCAGAAAUUUAACUGAGAUAGUAUCCAAGAAUAUUAAUAAAUUAAUUGCUGGGGGUGACUUGGUUCAUAGAUUAAUGGAUCUUAUUGAUCUUUCAAAGAGAACAAACUGGUCUCUUUCCAUUGCUUCAUCAUUAAAUUCAAAGGAUGACUCUAAUACUUUAGCUGAUCGCUUAAACGAUUUAUAUUUGGAUUGGCUACUUGAUAAUAAGAUUGAAGAAAUUCGAAAAUUCUUUGGAGAUGAAGAGAAUGUCAAACAAUUAUUUAGUAAUGUGAAAGACAUUGAAUAUGAGAAUAAAGAUCAGAAUGACACAGAAAAAGUAAACCAUACUGAAAAUGAAGAAGUUGCAGAUUGGAAUGAUGAUUGGGACAAUGAUGCCUGGAACGAAGAAAUAGAUUUGGACCUCAAUGAUGAUAUCGAAGAAGAUAUAUUAAACGAAGAUUGGGGGUUCAGUGAUGAAGAAGAGGAACAACAACAACAUCAACUGAAAAAGGAAUUCAAUGCCAAAAGUCCAAUGAAAAAGAGGAAAUCUGUUCAAUCAUUAAAGAAAUCAGUCACAUCACCAAUUAAUAGUUUCAAAACUACUUCUGUUCCUCAACUUCUUGUUAAAAUUAUAGAUGAAUUCAUUCAAGAAGGGAAAUUGAAAGAUGAAAUUAAAACCAUGCAAAGCGUACCACUUCUUCUCACCACUACCAUUUCAUUUUCAAUCCUCACUUAUCCUUCAUUGGAAAGAUCGUUUAUGUUAUUCAAUGAUGUAUCAUACCUUCAUCAAUUGCUACUUCCAAUAGUCCCAGAGGAAUAUUUAUCUGAACUUUCCGAGUUUACUUCAACUAGUUGGAAGAAAUUGAUAUUUGAUCUUUUACCAACAAUUGCAACUAUAACCAAUUCAAUCAAUUUGAAACAUGAUGAUUAUAUUGCAAAAGAGAUGGAUGAAUAUUCAUUUGAGCUCGAUCAAGAAACAAUAAUUCAAUUAGAUUCAAUUCAAAGUUGGUUUGAUAAAUUACUUGAAUCAUCGAACUUGGGAGUGGAAAAUUCUCAAAAAUUCAAAUCACUUGUUGUGUAUUUCAUAAAUUAUGUUAAUAAUUGGAUUAUAGAUAAUAUUACCUCAAUGGAAGAAAUCACUGAAUAUCAAUCUACCAAAUUAUCUAAGAUUAUCGAGUCAUUACAAAAUAUUUGUAUACCAAUUGCAAUUUCAAGUGUUGAUAAAGGUGCUAAUCAAUCGAUUAAAAGUUUCCACAAACUUGAGAAUACAUUAUACUUGAUUACAAAUCACCUUAAGGAUAUUAUGGAAAGAUUUUAUUCAGGAGAGUUCUAUGACUAUAAUACCAAUGAAUUGAUCUCAAUCAUUAGGAGUACAUUUGUUCAAAGUGAAUUAAGAGAAGGAUAUAUACAAGAAAUACUUGACAUUCGGAAUGUUGAUAACGAAUAA